Molecule: messenger RNA, 3006 nt
Organism: Conger conger (European conger)
Lineage: Eukaryota; Metazoa; Chordata; Actinopteri; Anguilliformes; Congridae
Product: schwannomin-interacting protein 1
Exons: 7
Coding region: 1166-2005 (279 amino acids)
Biological process (GO): positive regulation of hippo signaling
Cellular component (GO): cell junction; plasma membrane
Source: RefSeq, a predicted model, not a curated record
UGUGACCUCUGGAUUUUCAUAACAAUUCGAGCCAUUUGAAUGCAACCAGCCAAGACGUCCCGUCAAAGUCAGCUGUGAUACGCCAACGGCUGUCGCCGCUGGAUCAAACUCCUACAUUCAAAGUCAGCGUUCGCUAAAACAGUAAGGAGUGAAAAUGGAAAGGGGUGGGCAGAAAACGGAGGGAGGGGAGGUGAGGAGAAAAGGCGAGGCAAAUGUUUUCCUAAGUUAAGGCGAAACACAUAUAAACGAAGAUAAAGGCGAUAAGAUAUCUUGUCAGUGUAUCCGCGCGACUGGGAUUGCGCGUUUCACCAGCAAAAGAGUAUCUGACAGCGCGGGGCGUGCUGUGACCAAACAUCCGAGCGGGAGCCGAUGACACGCUCGACCCCAGAACCAAGGUGCUGACCACAACAUUGACCCGAAGUGCAACGACACAGCAUCUUUAGCCAAGGCCAGUAACCGCUGUACACUUUUGCUUGAAUCAACCCCCUGCGUCGCGACCUGACGUCCAGCAAACUAUAGCUUUCCAAAGUAAUGGAUACAUAUCAGCUACGAAUUACAUACGCUAUAAACAGCCCCUGUGGAAUCACUUAGCCAAAAAGAAGACAAGCGAUGGCAUGAUUAAAAAACUCCGUCAGCCUCUGGCUACGGAGGAUUGUGGGAACUGUAGUCACAUAUUUGAUCUCCCAAGCGAAACACUAUGAUUGGACAGGCCCUUAUAAUAAAUAGUAGCUCUGCACAUUCAGGAAUGAUUGAAUGUGCAAGUAUUCUGGAGCAAUGUCAAAUGUGAGCUUGCAGUCGGAGACAUUGUGCACAAUUACAACGGCACAAACUAUUAAACAAUAACUAAUAUACCAUCAGAGUUUUCGCUGGGCUCAAAGGGAGUCCCAAGGCAGAGGUCACAGCAGAAAAAGCUUGUGAUCAGACAACAUCAUUAUUACAUUACAUUACAUUAUUGGCAUUUGGCAGACGCUCUUAUCCAGAGCGACGUACAGUUGUUUAGACGAAGCAGGAGAUCCACAGAGCAUCGAUCUGAUGAGUGAUGAGUUAAUGAGUGAAGUGCUUGUAUAAAAAUCCACACAUUUACUAAUGUUUACUCUUAUUAACUGUGACUUCUGCACCACACAAAGAGCCCCUCCCUCUCCACAGUCUCGCCCUGGAGUAGAAGAUGGAGGAGGAGAAGGAGAGAGAGAGAGAGCGGGAGGAGAAGGAGCGAGAGAGUGAGCGGGAGGAGGAGAAGGAGUGUGACGAGACAGAGGAUUCCGCUCGGGCCGCAGAAGGGGCGGUCCUGUCCUCAAAGGAUGACUCUGACUUACCCAUCAUGCACUGGGAGGCUCUGAGCAUGCGCAUCGCAGAGCUGGAGAAACAGGAGGAGGAGAGGAAGGAAAGGUUAAAGAGCACUGCAGAGGUGGAGCGAGGGAAUGUGUCGGUGGGCUGGAUGGAGGAGAGGGAUGGAGGGAGCUGGUGGGAGGACGUGGAGGCAGACAGAAGCCGGAGGAUCACUGCGCUCACUUCACGGUUCCACAACCAGAAGAACCUGCAGCUGUGCUUCAUCAACGACAGCGGCAGCGAGGAUGAGGAGGGAGAGCGAGCGGGGGGGGAGAGCUCCAGAGAGGCUGCGGCCCGUGGGCGUGGCCCAGCAGAUCAGGCCCCUCCCCCUGCAGCAGGUCAGGCCCCUCCCCCUGCAGCAGCUGAAAGGGCCACGCAGACACGGGGACUGAAACUGGAGGUGAGGGCCGCACUCAGCGCACUCAGAGACAAGCUGUGGAGUGAGCAGAAACAGAAGGAGCGGUUAGCGUGUGCUGCUACACAGGUGGAGAGGAGGCCAUUGGCUCUCAGUGAUCUCCAGGCCCUCAGUCUAAAGGAGCUGAGCUCCCACAGAGCCUCCCUCACACAGGCCAUCCACGACCUGAGCUCGGAGCUGGUGAAUCGACUGUUGACACGGGACCAGCUGAGGACAGAACAGGAUGCUAUGCUUCUGGAUGUGGAGGAUAUGACAUCAGUGUGACAUCAUUGGUGGUCUCAAAAUACGAUGACCAGGAUGACCCUGUCUGUUUCAUGUCACUCAUUUAAUCUCUCUGAGACCACUUCUGCAUCACACAGUCAACAGUGACAUCACAUCGUGUCCAGUGACUUCACACUGUGCUUGGUGACAUCAUACUGUGAACAGUGACAUCACAGACGCAGAGACAACAUGACUUUGUUGUGGAUGAUCACAGACCCUUGAACGGAUGCACUUUUUUCCUGGGGUGCUUAUCGCCAUGGCAACCUACAUUUGAGCACCUGUGCCAUAAGUGUGACCGUAGCUGGACAAAAAUGUGAACAGAGCAGGAUUCUGCACCGGUAUCUGGCCCCAGUCUACCUGCCUGUCUCUGGCUCUCAAAUGUAACCUGAACGAGGCUGAUGGGGAUGGGGGAGCUAGUCCCUAUCUCUCACAUACACACACACACACACACACACACACUCACUCACACACACACACUCACUCUCGCACACUCACACACUCACUCACACACACACACACACUCACACACUCACUCACACACACACUCUCACACACACACACACACACACACACUCACACACACACACACACACACACACACACACACACACACACUCACACACACACACACACACACACACAUUCACACACACACAGACACGUGCUCAUGGUGUCAGGUUGCGGUCACAGUUGGACAGUCUUAAUGACGGUGGCUAACUCGGAGACCGUGAGCUGCUCUCUCUCCUGGUGGAGCUGAGAGGAUGAUCAGUGUUAAUGGAGGAUUCGGGGCUGGGUGGAGGUCCUCUGAGGGGGGUGAUGUUCUUUGUGUAAGGGGGGAGCCGCAGGGACAGCCUGACCUGGCCUGUGUAAGUCUGGGUGAGAUUUACUAAUUCUAUUAACAAAAAUGAAAGAACGUCUUAAUGAUUUAAAAGUGCCUGUUUUUGUUUUUUUGUAUCUCUUGCUAUGCAGUAUGUGUCUUGUUCAUAAACCUAAAUAUUAUGACA